GCCGCCCCCGCUGUCAGCUCUGCACCCGUCGCCGGCCUGGGGCAGGCUUGGCGCUCCGGCGCCCGGCCUCGGCGGCGGCGAGCGACGCUACCUGCCCGCGGAGACAUGAGGCGCGGCCCGCGGGCCGUCCUGGCCCUGGGGCUGCUGUUCUUCCGCUUGGCCCAGGCCAAUUUCGCCCCCCACUUCUUUGACAACGGGGUGGGCAGCACCAACGGAAACAUGGCCCUGUUCAGCCUCCCAGAAGACACCCCUGUAGGCUCUCAUGUGUACACCCUGAAUGGGACGGACCCUGAGGGAGACCCUGUCUCCUACCACAUCAGCUUUGACCCCAGCACUAGAAAUGUCUUUUCCGUUGACCCCAAUUUUGGAAGCAUCACCCUGGUUGAAGAGCUGGACAGAGAGAGGGAAGAUGAGAUUGAAGUCAUUAUCAGCAUUUCCGACGGCCUGAAUCUGGUGGCAGAAAAAGUCACAAUCCUGGUGACUGAUGCCAAUGAUGAGGCUCCCAGAUUCAUCCAGGAGCCCUACGUUGUCCAAGUUCCCGAGGACACACCUGCCGGGAGCAGUAUCACCAAGGUCCGUGCAGUGGACAGGGACACGGGUUCUGGAGGGAGUGUCACCUACUUUCUGAAGAAUCCACAUGCCUCCAAAUUUGCCGUGGACCGCCACAGCGGUGUGCUGCGCCUCCAGGCUGGGGCUACCCUGGACUACGAGAAGGCCCGGGCCCAUUUCAUCACCGUGGUCGCCAAGGAUGGCGGAGGGAGGCUGCGAGGGGCAGACGUGGUGUUCUCGGCCACCACCACGGUCACGGUCAAUGUGGAGGACGUGCAGGACAUGGCCCCUGUCUUCGUGGGCACGCCCUACUACGGCUACGUGUACGAGGACACCCUUCCGGGCUCAGAGGUUCUGACGGUGGUCGCCAUGGAUGGAGAUCGGGGCAAACCCAACCGCAUUCUCUACAGCCUUGUGAAUGGGAGUGAUGAGGCCUUUGAAAUUAAUGAGACGUCUGGAGCCAUCUCCGUCAUGCAGAGCCCUGCCCAGCUCCGGAGAGAAGUGUAUGAGCUGCACGUACAGGUGACUGAGGUCAGCUCUGCGGGGACCCCAGCUGCCCAGGCCAUGGUCCCAGUCACCAUCAGGAUCGUGGACCUGAACAACCACCCACCGACGUUCUAUGGGGAAAGCGGACCCCAGAACAGAUUUGAGCUGUCCAUGUACGAGCACCCGCCCCAGGGGGAGAUCCUGCGUGGCCUCAAGAUCACCGUCAAUGACUCAGACCAGGGAGCCAACGCCAAAUUCAACCUGCGGCUGGUGGGACCUGGGGGCAUCUUCCGAGUGGUCCCGCAGACCGUCCUGAAUGAAGCCCAAGUCACGAUCAUUGUAGAGAACUCAGCUGCCAUUGACUUUGAAAAGUUCAAAGUGUUAACCUUCAAGCUCCUGGCCAUCGAAGUGAACACCCCAGAGAAGUUCAGCUCCACAGCGGAUGUCGUGAUCCAGCUCCUGGACACCAACGACAAUGUCCCCAAGUUCACCUCCCACUACUACAUUGCCAGGAUCCCCGAGAAUGCCCCAGGGGGCUCCAACGUGGUGGCUGUCACAGCUGUGGAUCCAGACACAGGUCCUUGGGGUGAAGUCAAAUACUCCAUCUAUGGGUCCGGGGCAGAUCUCUUCCAGAUCCACCCAUCCUCUGGGAUCAUCUGCACCCAGCCCUGGGCCAGCCUGGAUGCCGAGGCCACUGCCAGGUACCACUUCUAUGUGAAGGCAGAAGACAUGGAGGGCAGGUACAGCCUGGCCGAGGUGUUCGUCACGCUGCUGGAUGUCAACGACCACUACCCCCAGUUUGGAAAGAGCGUCCAGGAGACGACAAUGGUGCUGGGGACCCCGGUGAAAAUUGAGGCCACAGACCAGGAUGCAGAGGAGCCCAACAACCUGGUGGACUAUUCCAUCACCCACGCAGAGCCGGCCAACGUGUUCGACAUCGAUGUGCACACGGGGGAGAUCCGGCUCAAGAACUCCAUCCGCUCCCUGGAUGCCCUGCACAACAUCACACCUAGCGGGGACCACAUGUGGUCCCUAGAGGUGCAGGCCAAGGACCGCGGCUCCCCAUCCUUCAGCACCACGGCCUUACUCAAGAUUGACAUCGUAGACACUGAGAUGCUGUCCCGAAGCCCCAUGGCCGCCUUCCUGAUGCAGACCAAAGACAACCCCAUGAAGGCCGUGGGUGUGCUGGCCGGCAUCAUGGCCAUCAUUGUGGCCAUAACCGUCCUCAUCUCCACCGCCACCUUCUGGCGCAACAAGAAGUCCAACAAGGUCCUGCCGGUGCGGCGCGUGCUCCGUAAGCGGCCCAGCCCGGCACCCCGCGCCAUCCGCAUCGAGUGGCUCAAGUUCCGGAGGACCAAGGCCGCUGACAAGUUUGUGCUCAGAGAGGACCCUCCCAAUGAGAACUGCAACAACAACAGCCUGGGGAGCGCGCUGCCCCCCAAAGCCCCCGCUCCCCCUCCGCCGCCCAGCGUGGCGCCCAGCGUGGGCGCGGCCCCCUGGACGGUGCCCACGGUCUCCGGCUCCCUCGCCCGCCGGCACCCUGAACGGUCACCGAAACCCAAGGCCGUUGGAAGCCCCGCCCAGUCAGCUCUGGUCUCCGAGCUCAGGCAAAAGUUUGAGAAGAAUGUGCAUAACAAGGCUUACUUCUAGAGUGUGUCCUGUGACCCAUCUUCCCCACCUCAGUUGCCCUGCUGCUUGGACCAUGUUUCCCAGUUCUGCCCCUUAGGGUCACCCCUGUUUUGUACAACGGUGGAACCCCCAUAUCCAGGGCUCUGGACAGUGCCUCAGGCAAGAGGUUUCUCUGGUUAUAUGGAUGCAAUUGUCGAAGACUUCCUCGUCACCCAGCUCCUUGGCACUUCUGCAGAGGCUGGGAGUCGACAAGGAGCCAGCUCUACAUGUCUCCUACUCCCCAGCCCCAGACCUCACAGUGUCCCUUGGGUCCUGCUGGGACUUCCGCUUCCUUAAUAAGGAGCAGAGUCCUGGUCCCAUGUGACAAGGCCGCCUGGAACCUGGAUCCCGAGGCUCCCAGCUAAGAGUAAGAGCAGAAGGACACUCAGUGUUGACUAAGGUGGAGGGUCAGCCAACCCUCUAAGGCAAGAGAGCAAAUGCAGCCGGGGAGGGCAAAGAUGCACCGGAAACUCACUAUCACUGUGGGACUGUGUCUAAAAACCGAUGGGAAGGUGGAGGAUGGUGUCCGGGCAGAGAUUGUGGGGCCAAGCUAUGCCCACACGGGACCAGGGACACAGAGAUGUAAGAUGCGUCUUGCUGGAGUGAGGGCAGGCGCCCCAGCCAGGGCUGCCCUGGGCCCAGUAAUGUCCAUGCUAGAGCCACGCUGUAACCCUAGACGCAUCCGAAAGAGCCUCCCGGCCCCUUAGGAGCUGCCCUACCAGAAGUCCUUCAAGAAACAUUGCAAGGCUGCGAUCUGGAGAGACUUCUGUUUUUAACUAGCUCUGUUGCUCACGUCGUAUAAUCUUGGGGGAAGCUGUUUAAACUCCCUGCUCAUCCUCUUCCUCAUCUGGAAAAUGAAGAAAGUGAGUCUGCCUCAUUCACAGGUCCAGGGUGAGGAUGGAAAUAAAUCAUAGCAACAAGGAGUGCAAAGCCGCACAAAUGUGAGGUGCUCCCCAGGCCAGCUCUCUGGGGCGCAGCUCUUCCACAAAGUAUUAGAAGCCUCUCCACUGUUCUGCCAGGCACCCCCAGGAGGCGCUGUGCUGGGCUAGGGUGCUGCUGCCACUGGUUCAAGGCAGCCCGAGCUGGGUGAUGACGCUGCUCCCCUUGCAUGUCUCCCCUCCGACCCCCAUCCCCUCUGUACAAUCCCCCAUGCAGCCCUGGCCAGCCAUCGUCAGAGGACCAGAGCCGGCAGUACAUCCAGCCAAGCCUCCAUUCUGCCAGGAUGACCAAGAUGAGCUCCUAAGAGAGGCGUGAUUGCCAAAGCCACACAGCAGUUCGGUGGCAGGGACCUGGUCUGAGGGCUUCUCCUGCCUCAGUGUUUUCCUCUAGCUGGGGCACACCUCGUCAGCUCAUGACCACCUCCCCCAGCAGAGACGACCUGCAAGCCCCUAUGGUUAAAGCAAAGAAGUUCCGCCUGACUUCAAGAACAGAAAUGGAACAGUUCUUUGCAUUUCACCCCACUCACUAAUAAGCCCUCUAGAAUACAUCCAUGAUUUUAUUUAAACAGAUUGUAGGCACAUGUGGAUUUCUUGACUUCUAAGUCUGUGUUUGGAGGUGUUACUCAGAUGUGCCGGGGUGCAGGCUCCUUGCCGGGGUUUCUGCAGUCCACAUCCCAGGGUAUUAAGAGCUGGGCUUUAACAAGCCAGGAGCCCAGACUGAACCAAAAGGUACUUUGCAGCCCGUGUUUCAGGACGGGGCUGUGCUGGAUCACGUUUGCCCUCCACAGGGAGUACAGCAUCUGUACAUUUUGCAUGCAAUCAACCUCUUUUGUAAAUGGUAA
This is a messenger RNA of Camelus dromedarius (Arabian camel), 4483 nucleotides long. RefSeq names its product cadherin related family member 1 (gene CDHR1). Gene Ontology annotation, biological process: calcium-dependent cell-cell adhesion; cell-cell adhesion mediated by cadherin; cell-cell junction assembly. Gene Ontology annotation, molecular function: cadherin binding; calcium ion binding. Bases 106 to 2685 code for a protein of 859 amino acids. Gene Ontology annotation, cellular component: plasma membrane; catenin complex; adherens junction. The transcript has 17 exons. The record is from RefSeq and is a predicted model, not a curated record. Lineage: Eukaryota; Metazoa; Chordata; Mammalia; Artiodactyla; Camelidae.